Arvicanthis niloticus (Nile rat) is the source of this 1264-nucleotide messenger RNA. RefSeq names its product deoxyribonuclease 1L3 (gene Dnase1l3). The record is from RefSeq and is a predicted model, not a curated record. Lineage: Eukaryota; Metazoa; Chordata; Mammalia; Rodentia; Muridae. Gene Ontology annotation, cellular component: nucleus. Gene Ontology annotation, biological process: programmed cell death involved in cell development; apoptotic DNA fragmentation. Gene Ontology annotation, molecular function: DNA binding; deoxyribonuclease I activity.
CCCAUUGUCUUCAUUUCCUUGGGAUUGAAACCCGUGAUGGUGAGUUCCUCAGAGAAGUGAAAGUGGCCGAGAGGGAUCCUGUAAUUCCUGUUAUCAGCCAGCUUUAAAAGUCAGUGAGCCAGGCGUUGUCUUCAUUCAGCCUGAAGUCCCAGGAGUACAAAGAUGUCCCUGCACCCAGCUUCUCCACGCCUGGCCUCCCUGCUGGUCCUCAUCCUUGCCCUCCAUGGUGCCCUGACUCUGAGGCUCUGCUCCUUCAACGUGAGGUCCUUUGGAGAGAGCAAGAAGGGAAACCAUGAAGCCAUGGAUAUCAUCGUGAAGAUCAUCAAGCGCUGUGACCUCAUACUUCUGAUGGAAAUCAAGGACAGCGGCAACAACAUCUGUCCUAUGCUGAUGGAGAAGCUGAACGGAAAUUCACGAAGAAGCACAACAUACAACUAUGUGAUUAGUUCUCGACUUGGAAGAAACACGUACAAAGAACAGUAUGCCUUCCUCUACAAGGAGAAGCUGGUGUCUGUGAAGGCAAAAUACCAGUACCAUGACUAUCAGGAUGGAGACACAGACGUGUUUUCCAGAGAGCCCUUUGUGGUUUGGUUCCAUUCACCCUUCACUGCUGUCAAGGACUUCGUGAUUGUUCCCUUGCACACAACUCCCGAGACCUCCGUUAAAGAGAUAGAUGAGCUGGCUGAUGUCUUCGCGGAUGUGAAAAGCCGAUGGCAGGCAGAGAAUUUCAUCUUCAUGGGUGAUUUCAACGCCGGCUGCAGCUAUGUCCCUAAGAAAGCCUGGCAGAACAUCCGUUUGAGGACGGACCCCAACUUUGUUUGGCUGAUUGGGGACCAAGAGGACACCACGGUCAAGAAGAGCACCAGCUGUGCCUACGACAGGAUUGUGCUUUGUGGACAAGAGAUAGUCAACUCCGUGGUUCCCCGUUCCAAUGGCGUCUUUGACUUUCAGAAAGCUUAUGAGUUGUCUGAAGAGGAGGCCCUGGAUGUCAGUGACCACUUUCCAGUUGAGUUUAAGCUACAGUCUUCAAGGGCCUUCACCAACAACAGAAAAUCUGUUUCUCUAAAGAAGAGAAAAAAAGGCAAUCGCUCCUAGGUAUCAUGCUGUCAUUUUUUGGGAAGCCAUUCCUUGCUUCCAAAUAAAAUGGCUCUCAUAGGUCUAAGCUAUCUGCACGCUCAGGAAUUAAGACUGGCCAAGCUACUUUCAUUGUCCACUUGAGCUAAUUUUGCCUGGAACCAAGUUGGGAGGAGAGUCUUCUGUGAUA